Molecule: messenger RNA, 1619 nt
Organism: Camponotus floridanus (Florida carpenter ant)
Lineage: Eukaryota; Metazoa; Arthropoda; Insecta; Hymenoptera; Formicidae
Exons: 6
Coding region: 863-1612 (249 amino acids)
Source: RefSeq, a predicted model, not a curated record
UAAGAAUUCCAUAAUUUAAUCAUAAGGUAUAUAUUGUGAUCGCGACCAUAAAGAAAAAUCUAAAAACAUAAUAUUAGAAGAUAAUAACUUACGAAUCGUUAAAACUGAGUUUUAAAGAAUUUAUCGAAAAUAAAUUUAUAUAUAUUUGAAUUAAUAUCAAUUCGAUUAACACAUCAGAAUUAGUAGAGUGAGAUAAACAAUUAACUGAGAAUUCAACGGGAAUGGUUGAACAGGGAACUGAUUGAGUGCAAACGUUUACAAAAAAUGCAAAUCAUGUUUACAAAACAAUUUUUUGUGUUUUAUUGAAAGAUUUAGUAUUGACAAAGGCAACUAUCACGCCGAAGGAUUAUACCACUUUAAACAUCCUGCAGAAAGAAAAUGUUUCCAUGUGUCCGGAAUUAAAUUUCACGCAGGAUAUUUCAAUGUCCGAGAAAAGUGAUCAUCAUAUACUAAAUUUCAAAUCUGACCGGAGUUAUUCUGAUAGUAUGACUGUGAGAAAUAAACGAGAAGUCGAUGAAGUUAUACUUGGAAAUAUUACUAUCAUUCCAGAAUUUAUCGAUUAAAUUGUUCUUUCUGAUUUACUGAGAUAAUCCACUUAAUCUUAUAUAUAACUGUGUUAAUGUGUACGAUCUUAAAAUCUUUAGAAAGCAGUUUGAGCAAGCCAAUAUCUCUCAGAGCAUUUGUACAAUUUGACAGUCAAUUUACAGAAAAAGUAAACGACAUUUUUGUGACAUUGAGAUGGAACCAACCUAACUUUACUGAUGAAAUAAUACAAGGGUACCAAGUGCAGUGAUCUUUCUUCGAGGAUUUUAAAGAAACCUGCGACGAUAAAAAUAUCACAACUACAAAAUUGGAGCACACGAUGCACAACCUAACAUCUAACAUGACAUAUUAUUUUCGAGUACGUGUGCAUACUAAAAUUGUUGCUGGUCCUUACACGGAUUUAAUCAAUGUGUCGACUACACAUGAAAAUUCAAUACCUAUAUUAUUACAUAUAACGUAUGAUGAUAUCAAAAUAUGGGACUUGGAUUUAAACAUUAUUAAUAUCGUAAAUUUUAAAAUACCAGUAGUAAGUCAUAUACUCCAUUCAUCAAGAGUAUAUGUCACUUAUUUGAUACAAGACCAUAGAAUUUAUUGGAUUGACAGAAAUGAUCUAAAGACAUGGAAGAUUAAUGAAAAUAAUAUCACAAAAAUAGCUAGCUUUGAUAAUAAUCUAGAGAAUCUCUGCAUUGACUGGGUAGCAAGAAAUCUAUAUUUCACCUAUAAUGAUUUCAUCUACUCUUAUAUUAUGAAGUUCGACUUAACAAUGUGGGAAAAUGGCAUAAUUAAAUUUGAUGAGAUUAUCAAAUCGCAAAAUGAUAUUCUCCAUUUAAGUGUAUCACCGUCUAUGGGAAUGUUAUACAGAUUAUACGGAAUAAAAGGAUACAAUAAUAGGAGAAUGACAGAAUAUAGUAUGGUAAAAUAUCAUCUCGAUGGAGAAAUCGAGCAAUCUGUUAAGAUAAAUACAUCCCUUUGCCUAUUUUCUAUCGAUUCUUUUUAUGAUCUAAAAAUUGAUGACAUGAAUAAUGAGGAGCUGUUAAUUUACCGGUUAAGUGCGGAUUAUACAGGGUGAGGCAAAA